This is a messenger RNA of Sebastes umbrosus (honeycomb rockfish), 1558 nucleotides long. Its product is annotated as homeobox protein six1b. The record is from RefSeq and is a predicted model, not a curated record. Gene Ontology annotation, biological process: regulation of transcription by RNA polymerase II. The transcript has 2 exons. Bases 309 to 1166 code for a protein of 285 amino acids. Gene Ontology annotation, cellular component: transcription regulator complex; nucleus. Lineage: Eukaryota; Metazoa; Chordata; Actinopteri; Perciformes; Sebastidae. Gene Ontology annotation, molecular function: DNA-binding transcription factor activity, RNA polymerase II-specific; RNA polymerase II cis-regulatory region sequence-specific DNA binding.
GCAAACUCAGUCCUGCUCUGCUGUACACGGUGCAGGGCAGAGAGGAGGGAGAGAGCCAAUCACCGAAACGCACAGGCUCCCUUUAAGCCUGACAUAUCUCCAACAGGAACAAAUUGUCCCAACAAUCAACAUCCCCAAUCUGCUGCGCGCAUCAGGAGCUGGAGUGGAGAGUGGAUAGUUUAUUAUAGGAUAGUUUAUUAUAGGGCCUGUGUUGCGCGGACGGUAUUGCGCUGGAUUGCAAGAAAGUAAAACACUAAAUAAACGGACAGCUGUAGGUUUGGAUACCAACCUUUUGGGCGGAGGACAUCAUGUCUAUACUACCGUCAUUCGGGUUUACGCAGGAGCAAGUUGCGUGCGUCUGCGAGGUGCUGCAGCAGGGAGGAAACCUGGAGAGGCUCGGCCGCUUCCUGUGGUCUCUACCGGCUUGCGAUCACCUCCACAAGAACGAGAGCGUCCUCAAAGCCAAGGCGGUGGUGGCUUUCCACCGGGGUAACUUCAGAGAGCUUUACAAGAUCCUGGAGAGCCACCAGUUCUCUCCGCACAACCAUCCGAAGCUGCAGCAGCUGUGGCUGAAGGCGCACUACGUGGAGGCGGAGAAGCUGCGCGGCCGGCCGCUCGGAGCCGUGGGGAAGUACCGGGUGAGGAGGAAAUUCCCGCUGCCACGCACGAUAUGGGACGGAGAGGAGACCAGCUACUGCUUUAAGGAGAAGUCCAGGGGUGUGCUGAGAGAGUGGUACACGCACAACCCUUAUCCGUCUCCGAGGGAGAAGAGAGAGCUGGCCGAGGCCACAGGACUGACCACCACGCAGGUCAGCAACUGGUUCAAAAACAGACGGCAGAGGGACAGAGCUGCGGAGGCCAAGGAGAGAGAAAACAGUGAAAACAGCAACGCAGGCGGCAACAAACAGAACCAGCUGUCUCCUCUGGACGGAGGGAAGUCGCUCAUGUCCAGCUCGGAGGACGAGUUUUCUCCCCCUCAGAGCCCAGACCAGAACUCAUCGCUUUUGCUCCAGCAGGGCUCCAUGAACCACCCCGGAGCCUCCAGUUACCCCAUGUCCGGCCUGGGGCCUCCUCAGCCGGUGCACAGCAUGCACGGACACCCGCACCAACUGCAGGACUCACUACUGGGACCUCUAACCUCCAGUCUCGUGGAUUUGGGCUCUUAAAGAGAAUGCCAGAAUUCCAUUCUAUUUUACAAACAACAAAAGAACCCAAGAACACUGAUUAAGUGUAUCAGAUUGAGUACAUGUAUGAAAUAACACUAUAGUAGCCUAUACCUUAUAAUAUAGACUGACUUGUUAAAUUUGGUUAUAGAACAAACACUCCUUUUAUGCUCUUAACCUGUAUAUCCCCACAUGACAGGAGCUUUUUUCUCAUCUCCUGUGAACACACACAAACUCUUAACUCAACGAAACACUUAACUGGACUGCCCAUAUGUGCUUAAUUUAUGAUAUUUUGUUGAGAUAAAAGAAUUAUAGCAAACGUCCUGCGAUGGAAACUAAGAGGUAACGUUUUCCAUUAGAGUCAUGGUAGUUUCCAAUAAAACAAAAGUAAUACA